AUGUCUGUGCAGACAACUCGCGCCCUCCUUUGUCUUGGGAAAUGGAGUCUUAUGGGAUUUGUACACAACAAUGAUAUCAAGAAGAUUGCUAAGCUACCUGAGGUGCCAGAGGAAGAUGGAGAUUCUGAGGGGGAAGUAGAUAUGCCGGAUGGUUGGGACACCAUUAUGUGGACAACUUGA
Laccaria bicolor S238N-H82 is the source of this 180-nucleotide messenger RNA. RefSeq names its product ectomycorrhizas secreted protein (gene MISSP6.6). Lineage: Eukaryota; Fungi; Basidiomycota; Agaricomycetes; Agaricales; Hydnangiaceae. Bases 1 to 180 code for a protein of 59 amino acids. The transcript has a single exon. The record is from RefSeq and is a predicted model, not a curated record.